UGGGACUUGUGACACCGCGUUUGCACACGAAGCCACGCGUAUGUGAAGAUUCGAUCAGUUCAGACAGAUUUGUCAACUUUAGUAACUAGUGUUGUCCUGAAGAUUUCUAGUGCAACGUGACUGGUGCUUGUUGCUGUUUAUUUAGAGAGUUUAUUCGUUGGUCUUAAACUUUUAGUCAGGGCGAUCAGCCCCUGUUUUAGCGUCCUGCCGCAAUCCGGCGGGUGUUAAGAUCCAUGGAAGUGGUCGGUAUUUACGAAAGGGACCUCGCAUUCCACAGCGGCCACAGUCUGGGUCCCGUCCACGGCGGCGUGUACAAACCCUCCACUGACGGCUCGAUGACGAAACUCGGCAUCUCCGAGCACGAGAAGGCGAUCGACUUCAGCAUUUACUUGGACUCCACUCUUCACUACCAGCAGCCGGCUCUUCACGGCGAGGAGAUCUUCACUGGGGACUUCUCGUCCAGCGAGGACGCCAAGAGCAAGCGAGCCGCCGCCGCCGCCGCCGCCGCGGAGGCGCCCGUGUACAAGAGCUACGCAGCGCUGACCGAACGCGACGUCAACCGGAGCCAGCUCGGCUACCCGGAGCUGCAGGAGACGCGCCUUGACACCGUUUUCAGCCCGGACUUCCUGGGCGCCUACGGCAAGAGUCAGUGGCGAGGCGACGUGAACGAAGACACGCGGAUGGACGGACCGGGAGGCUACGACAUGCGCUCGUACCUGCAGUACCAGACGGCGCCAAGCGGGAGCCUGGGAAACAUCUCCAACGCUUCGUCGUCGUGCUCCAGCCCGCCUGGCACGCCCGCGACGCCCAGCAAAGCCAGGUCGCCUCAGCACGGCGGAAAAAUCCCGUCUUCGGGUAAAGGCAAGAAGCGGCUGGACAAGGACAGCGACGAGUACCGGAUGCGGCGCGAGCGCAACAACCUGGCCGUGCGCAAGAGCAGGGACAAAGCGAAAAUGCGCAAUCUGGAGACGCAGCACAAAGUGCUGGAGCUCGCGGCUGAGAACGAGCGGCUGCAGAAGCGCGUAGAGCAGCUUUCCCGAGAGCUCUCCACCCUCCGCAACCUGCUCUCCGCCACCGGCCAGUGCUAACGCUGACUUUUACCCGCUUUUCUGCGUGAGACUCUUAAUGCAUCGGUUCCAAAGAGUAUGCAUUUUUUUGUUUGUUUGUUUGUUCUGUUUAUUUGUUUUUGUUUGUAUUUGUUUUAUUUUUUACAAAUGAGUCAAAUUUGCGUGAAAACAACGAACAGUGCUUUUAAAAUAAUGUUUACAAGAGCGUGUAAAGAGGACUGGCGCCUGGAUUGCGCAACACUCACAUGCUCGAUGACUGGUGUCACUCUGGUGGUGUUGUGGAACCCCCCCCCCAUGCUCAUGUACUUUGGUCUGUACAGUAUUUUUGUACGGGUGAAAUGUCUACUGUUUUAAUAAUAAUAAUAAUAAUAAUAAUACUCUGUUAUUUAAAUACCAUUUUCCCCCCCAAAAAAAUCUGGGGCAGUGGCUGUCGAGGGAAGAGUUGUACUGCAGAGGUAUGAUGCAACGCAUUGUAACAGUAUUGGCCAUGCAAUGAAGUAGUGUGCUAAAAGAGAAUAACGGUAGAUUUCUUGUAUUGUUAUAUAAUAUUUUAUUGCAUUAAAAUGAUUUUUAUUUCUUUUUUGA
Molecule: messenger RNA, 1652 nt
Organism: Silurus meridionalis
Lineage: Eukaryota; Metazoa; Chordata; Actinopteri; Siluriformes; Siluridae
Gene: cebpb
Product: CCAAT enhancer binding protein beta
Exons: 1
Coding region: 234-1088 (284 amino acids)
Biological process (GO): regulation of transcription by RNA polymerase II; DNA-templated transcription
Molecular function (GO): RNA polymerase II cis-regulatory region sequence-specific DNA binding; DNA-binding transcription factor activity, RNA polymerase II-specific
Source: RefSeq, a predicted model, not a curated record